CUUCUCUUCUCUUUUCUGGUUACAAUCAUCGAUCCAAGAAUUUUCUUUAUCAAUAAUUACUCCCUUUGGAGUUUCCUUUCAAAAGAAAAAAAAAACCUCUAUGCAACAAUAGAAAAAUGAAGCGCCAUAGAGGUAACCUGAUAAUACUUCCUUGUAUUUUCAUCUUCGUUUUUGUAGCUGGUUUGCGCCUUGGGAGCGCAGUAGUAGGCACAACUAUUACAGCAACACAAUUCAUAACAGACCCUGAAACCAUAAUUUCCUCAAAAGAUGGAAUUUUCAGAUUAGGCUUCUUUAGCCUCGGCGAUUCUAGCAAUCGGUAUGUUGGAAUUUGGUACAAUAAUAUUCCAGGGCCAACCAUAGUAUGGGUUGCUAAUAGAGAUCACCCACUGAAUGAUUCCACUGGAGUUUUCAAGAUUGCCAGUGACGGAAAUCUUGUGGUUCUUGAUGGGCAAGGAAAACUGUGCUGGACCACAGAUGUUACUGAUAUUGGCUCUGAUCAAUUGGUUGCUGAGCUGCUGGAUACUGGGAAUUUAGUUCUACGAGAAUCAUCCCCAAAUUAUAACUACGAUGAAGGAAGGCAUUUUUGGCAGAGUUUUGACCACCCUACCAAUACGUUUCUGCCGGGGAUGCAAAUUGGUGGGAAUCUUAGAACAGGUGAGAAAAAAACGAUUACUUCAUGGAAAAACGAUUCCAAUGAUCCUUCCAAAGGAGACUUCACUUUAGAGUUAGACCCGUAUGUCUUACCGGAACUCGUUAUCAAGAAUCGCUCUUGGAAGAAAUGGCGAAGUGGCCCGUGGGUGGAGGAGCUUUUUGGCUCGCAACAUCCGAUGGAGGAGUUUUUGGGCAUGGAUCAUCGAGGCUAUUUCAAAUUAGAGAGAGAUUAUCCGAAAGGUACUAUUUUUUUAUCACUAAUAUAUUAUGAAAAAGCUGCUCUGUCGAGGAUAGUUUUAGAAUCGGAUGGAAAUUUAGUAGGAAAACAAUGGCACGAGGAGAGGAGACAAUGGCUCGUCAGCUGGUCCUCUGACAUUUAUAACAUAUGCGGGCCAUUCGGAAUUUAUAUGCCAUACUCAAAAACCUGUAGUUGUAUGAGAGGGUUCGAACCCAAAUUUAUAAAUGAAUGGGAAGGUGGGAAUUGGUCAGGUGGAUGCGCGAGGAGAAACGAAUUGCGUUGUGCGAUACAAAGCAACAAAACCGGUGACAAAAAUAGCGGAGGAGCAAUGGUAAAUGAAGCAGAUGGGUUUUUAGAAGUGAAGAUAUCGAAUGUGCCUGAUAAUUUUCAUUUUUCAGAAACCAUGAACGAUGUGCAGUGCCGUUAUAAAUGCUUGCACAACUGUUCAUGCAUUGCGCACUCGUAUAGCAAUCACAUUCUCAAUACGGGGUGUAUGUGGUGGACAGGGGAUUUGAUUGACGCUCGUAAAACCUAUGGGCCGGUGGAUUUCAAUCUUCGCAUUCGUGUUGCCAAUUCAGAAUUUGUAGACAGACACAGGGUCGUCCAUAACAAUAAGGAAGGGAGUGUAAAGAUAAUUAUCAUAACUUCAGUUCUUAUUGGAAUACUUUUGACCGGUGUCAGCUCAUAUUUUUGUUGGAUUUUCAUGGGAGAACAAAUUCAUUUUUGUUGGGUUUUCAUGGCAAGACAAAUUCUUUCUUGUUUGAGAUGGAUCGGAGAUCAGAGUGGUUUCAUUUAUUGCUACUUCCUCUAUUUGAUAGGGAAAAUGAAGAGAGGCAUGAGAAGGAGUGUAGAAUUGGAAAGAAAGAGGAGACACAGAAAAAAGAAGAAGAGAAAUAUGAGAAGAUCAUCAGUCUACUCGGAUGACGAAUAUAGUCACGCAAGAGAACCUUCAGAUACGGAGAUGUUAAUUGGAGAAAACACUGAACUCAGACUAAUCGAUUUUAAAACAUUAUCUGUUGCAACAAACAAUUUUAGUGAAGCUAAUAUGCUUGGGCAUGGUGGUUUUGGACCAGUGUAUAAGGGAACAUUGCGUGAUGGACUGGAAGAGCAAGAGAUAGCUGUGAAAAGGCUUUCUAAGAACUCUGAACAAGGCUCACAAGAAUUUAAAAACGAAGUCUUGGUGGUCUCUAAACUACAGCACAGAAACCUCGUCAGACUGCUCGGAUGCUGCACUUAUCGAGAAGAGAAGAUGUUGAUUUAUGAAUACAUGCCCAACAAAAGCCUGGAUGCUUUUCUCUUUGAUCCUAAAAUGCGUGGGCUGUUUGAUUGGAAAAGGCGGUUCGAAAUAAUUCUAGGGAUACGUAGAGGGAUUCUUUAUCUUCAUAGGGAUUCUAGACUAAGAGUCAUCCAUAGAGAUCUCAAAGCUAGCAACAUUCUGUUGGACGAUGAAUUGAAUCCUAAAAUUUCAGACUUUGGCAUGGCAAGGAUAUUCGGAGGCAAUGAACGACUCCAAGCAAAUACUCGGAAGGUUGCUGGAACAUUCCCCUGAGUACAUCAUAGAGGGAACAUUUUCGGAAAAAUCCGGUGUUUUCAGCUUUGGAGUAUUGCUGCUAGAGAUUGUGAGUGGAAAGAAAAACUCUAGCCUCUGUGAUCAGGAACUAUCAUUGAGGCUUUUAGGACAUGCAUGGCAUCUGUGGAACGAGAACAAUGCACUUUCGCUAGUCGACCCAACAUUGGUGUUGUCCGAACCAUCUUUUGAGGUUGAGAUAUUGAGGUGCAUUCAUGUGGGUUUGUUAAGUGCAGAGGAAUUUGCAAUAGACAGACCAACUAUGGCCACAACACUUCCUAUGCUUACUAGCGAAAUUGCAACUCUUCCUGCUCCAAAGAACCCUGCAUUUACAGGAAGACAUGUUUCGUCUGAUUCAAGUUAUUCCUGGAAGAACUCUAAUAACAAUCCUUGAGGUCGCUGAAAUAUUUUGUUUUUGUACUAGCAUUUUAGGUAACUUUCGUUUUCCUUAUUACAUUGAGACUAACUUGGCUUCUGAGA
Molecule: messenger RNA, 2936 nt
Organism: Papaver somniferum (opium poppy)
Lineage: Eukaryota; Viridiplantae; Streptophyta; Magnoliopsida; Ranunculales; Papaveraceae
Product: G-type lectin S-receptor-like serine/threonine-protein kinase At1g61430
Exons: 7
Coding region: 117-2438 (773 amino acids)
Biological process (GO): protein phosphorylation; recognition of pollen
Molecular function (GO): protein serine/threonine kinase activity; ATP binding
Source: RefSeq, a predicted model, not a curated record